UGUCAGGUCAACUGAACAGGAGCAGCAGGCAGAAAGAGCUACAGCACACUCAGGCCUCCCAUCAAGAUCCUUCCCAAUAUCAGCAACAGGGAGUUUCCCAGGAUAACGCCGAGAUGUUCAAAGGGGUGGGCAAAGGCUCGCCAAGCUCCCCAAACAAAGGGUCCCCAACCAAGCAGUUCAAAUCAUCAAGCAGCAAUGAUCUAGCGUUGCUCAUCUCUCGCAUGCAAAAAAAUGCUGACCAGGUGGAAAAGGACAUCCUUGAAACACAGUCCAAACUUAAGAAGGAUGCUAUUAAUCACCAGCAGAACAAGCCUUUGGAGUUCCAGCAGAUAAAUGGCAAAAACUUGAAAGAGGCAGAGACACUUUUGAAAGACCUUUUCCUAGAUGUAGACAAAGUCAAGCAUUUGAAACACCCUCAAGCCUUUGAAAUUGAGAAAGAUAUCAAGCAGCUCCAUGUCCGAAUGACACACCAAUGUGCAGAAUAUCGAGAGCUCUAUGAAAAAUUUACACUUUCUGAAGUUGGUUCCAAAGUGGACUGGGCAAAAAUUCUAGAACAAAAACAGAAACAAGUCAGUGGAGGGAAAUAUGGACCUACAAUGCCUGAGCUGGAAAAACAAAUUGCAGAACACAACAUUCUUCAAAAGGAGAUAGAAGCAUAUGGUCUCCAGAUCAAAAAUCUUCACAGUCUGGAAGCUGGAGAUUUGAAGACUCAUUACAAGGACUUGCUGAAAGCCUCUAUCUGGCGAGGCCAGAGCUUGAAUAGCCUCUAUACCCACCUCCAAGGCUGCAUGAAAGAGCUGGCGUAUCUCUCAGAACAACAGCAAAAGAUCUUGAAGCAGGACUGGAGUGAUCAAAUGAUUGAUCCCCAGUCAGUCCGGCGUGAGUAUGAGGAGUUCAGAAACAAUGAGCUUCUUAACCAGGAAGAGUAUGUGAAUAUGCUUCAGGAUGAUGGAGAACGGAUGAUUGAACUGAAGCAUCCAGCAGUGACCCCAAUCCAGGCCCAUCAGGAAGCCCUGAAGAAUGAAUGGCAAAAUUUUCUCAACUUAUGUAUUUGUCAGGAGCACCAUCUGAAGAGCAUAGAGAAUUAUAGAAAGUUCUAUGAUGAUGCUGACGCGAUGAACCAUUUAUUAAACAAACUGAACAAUGAUCUUGAUAACAAAUACAGCAAGUUCAAUAAAGACAGUCUGGGAAUAGUGUCUGACUUAAUGUGCCAUCUGGAGAAUGAUGAGAAGACUGUGAAAGAAGCUGAAAAGACCAUUGCAGAACUAAAACGAAGGAGUAAAGAGAUUAGUCCUUUAAAACUGCGAAGAGUCCAGUGUCCCCAACCAAUUAUAAUAGAUGCCAUUUGUGAUUGGGAUUUGGGUGAUGCUAGAAGAUGAACUGAACACAGUAAAACAGAAGAGAGCUUCAAUCCAGGCCACCCUAAAAAGCAGCAACAAGGAAUCGGUGAAACCCACCCAUCAAGCAGCAAUCAGAACCUUCACUGCAAUCCAGGAUGACUCUGAAGCGGACCAUUUGCUCCAUAAACUGAAUAAAAUUGAUAAUGAUUUGGGGCAAAUUAAGAUGGACAUUUUUAACCGCACAAGAUCUCCACUAAAUCACAGUGACCCUAUAGAAGAUGUUACUCAACGGAUCAAACAUCAGGAGGGAACAAACAGGAGAAUUCAGAUUAUAGGAACAGAGAAAGAAGCUGCUCAGAAAGCAUGUGAGACCUAUCUUUCAAAGAAGCCUGCUGGUACCUCUGCCUCUCAAAUUCCUGUGUUGCUGAACAACAUCAAGAAUAAAUACAAUGAUGUUAAAGUACUCUCCAGGUUGUAUGAUGAAAAAGCCAAAGCAAGUAUAAACUUGGAAACUCAGAUAGAAAACACGGACAGGAUCAUCAGCACUUUGGAGGCCAAAUUAUCUCAUGAUGGUACCGUUCCAGCUUCACCUAAUGCACUGCAAGAUCGUGCUAAUGAACUUCAGAAACUGAAACGCGAUUUAGUGAAACAGGACAAUUCCUUGCUCAAGUUAAACCGAAGCCUGAAGGAUGCAGAGCAUAGCUGCAGUGCAGUGCAGAACAAUUUUCAAGAAUACUGUCCAGAUCUGCCCAGGCAGAAAAAGGAGGUCCAGCUUAUUAAUGAUCGGUAUCAUAUUGUUGCUGACCAGCUGGAUCAACGGGAGAAGACACUUUGGGAUACCAGCCUCAUUUACCAGCAGUUCCAAAAUGCCAAUGAGAAUUUGAUAUUCUGGCUCAACAAUCUUCCAAAGCACAAGAUCAAGACCACAGAUGGACUGAGCCAGAUUAACUACAAGCUUGAGGCCCAGAAGAGGCUGGCAGAUGAAAUCCAGAGUAAAGAGUCUGACAAAAAAUCAGUGAUCAACUUGUCCCGGAAUGUGCAGUCUGUCCUCAAUGAUUAUGAACUUCAGGCAGGAAAAUAUCGAUCGUCUCUGGAUCCUACUUUGACUGCUUCAUCUGCCAAGCGUCUCCGGGUGACUCCACUCCAAGAGAGCAUUCAGGCUCAGGAAAAUGAUAUGACAAAGCUCUAUGCAGAGACUACUGCUGAAAACAAACAACAAAUCUGCUGGUUGGAAUUUGCCAAGAAAAUUAUGAAUAAGAAAGAAGUAAGUGAUGCAGUGCAGGUAAUGCAUGAACAAACCCAGCAGUCCAAAAACAUAGAUGAAUCAGAAAUCCUGAAGUCUCAGCUUAAAGAGGAGCAGAGCAAGAAAGCCAAUGUGCAGCAAGAACUGGAGGAGCAGAGAACUAAACUUCUGACACUGAAAACUCAAAGGCCCAUUGAAAGAAUUGAGGAGAAAGAAAUGAUAGAUUACUAUAGAGAUCCCGUUCUGGAGAGUGAUCUUGCUAAAAUCUCUAAUCAAAUUGAGAAUGAAAAGAAGAAACGAGCAGACUUACAGGCAGAUAUUGAAAAAGUGAAUAAUAUAUUCCUUGAAAUGGAAAAAGAUAGAAGGGUUGUGACAAGCCAGCUGCUUACAAAAGAAGUUACAAAAACAGAGAAAGAUCCAAAUCUAAAUGCCCAAGCAACAAGACUCCAAGAAGAAAUCAGGCAUCUACGUGAUAAUUCAACUUCUUCUUCUGAAAUUGAACGGCUCAGGAAAGAGUUGUACGUCCUGGAGCAAAAGCAGCAAAACAUCCGAGAGAAAGUAGUCGUAAAAGAGGUGGUGAAGUUAGAGAAGGAUCCAGAAAUGCUAAAAGCAAUCAGAUCACUGCAAAUGCAAAUGGACGAAGAUAGUUUCAAGAAGAAGUCUGCAAUGGAUACAAUCGCAAAAAUGAAAAGCAAAAUUGAGGAUCUUGAGAAGCUGAUUGAAGCAACUGAGCCCAAAGUCGUCGUGAGAGAAAUAAAACAAGUGGAACAAGAUCCAGAGCUCCUAAAAGAGGCUUCCACGCUUCAAAAGCUUAUUGAGGAGGAGAGGAACAAGAACAUUUUAUUGUCAAGUGAACAGACACAGCUGCAGAGCAAAUACAGCAGUAUGGAGAAGCUAAAGCCUAGGGUGGAGAUAAAAGAAAGAGUCAAUGAGAUUUUUCACCUAGACCCAGAAACAGAGGAAGAGAUAGCACGGUUGAAGAGAGAACUCCAAGAAGUUUCAAGGAAAAGAAAAAGAGUUGAUCAGGAGGUAGAGACAGCCUUGACUGAACUGAAAGUUCUUAGAUCCCAAGCACCUACUGUGGAGUUUAAAGAAGUCGUCCAAGAAGUGUUGAAAACAGAAAAGAGCCCAGAGGUAUUGAGAGAAAUAGACCGGUUGAAAGAACAGCUAAAUGAUCUUGUGAAUGCAAACGGGCGGUUCCAAGAACAGCUAAUCAGGUUAGAAGGAGAAAGGGAUGAGUGGAAAAGAGAAAGAGCCAAAGUUGAAACCAAGGUUGUUACUAAGGAGGUUGUCCGAUAUGAGGAUGACCCUCUGCUAGAAAAAGAGGCGGAAUGUCUUCACCAAGAAGUGCGUAAUAUAUUACAAAAGAGAAGAGCAACUGAAGAUGCCAUCUAUGAUCUGCAGAAUAAGUACAUUCUUCUGGAGAGAAGGAAGCCUGAGGAAAAAGUGGUGGUACAGGAAGUAGUUGUUACUCAGAAAGAUGUGAAGCUUAGGGAGGAGCACAACAGGCUGGGCAGGAGUUUAGACGAACAAAUAAGCAACCGGCGAAGGAUGGAUCAUGAGGUCCAAUUGCUUCGGGCAGCAGUGGAAGACAAAGAAAAAAUGCUGAACUUCCAAGAUGACAGAAACAAAAGGCUUGCUCUGGAAAAGGAAAUGCGGCAGAUCACCUUGAGGAUAAAAGAAAUUGAAGAAAGCCCAGUUCCACUUCAAGAAAAAAUAAUCAUGGAGGAAGUAAUCAAGGUAGAGAAAGAUCCAGUUCUCGAGCAAUCGAGCACCAAUUUGCGAACUGAACUAGAUAAGGAGAAAGUUCAAGUGUUGAGCUUCCAGAGGGAAUGCAAGAACCUUCAAGCCCAGAUUGAUGUUCUACAAAAGACAAAGUCCCAGGAAAAGACAAUAUAUAAGGAAGUAAUCAGAGUAGAAAAAGACAGGGUACUUGAAAAUGAACGAACGCGUCUUUGGGACCUGCUAAGCAAAGAACGAACUGCUCGGCAAAAUGCAGAAGAAAGUAUCAGACAUCUGAGAGAGAAGAUUGAGAGAGCGGAAGGCAUGCAAUGCACACGGACCAGAGAAGAAGCUGACCUCCAGAAAACUCGGAAUGUGACAAUGCAAGAAAAAGUCAGUCUUGAAGAUGAAUUAAGGGCACUAGAAAAACAAAAGCAACAAAAAGCCCUUUUCCUUAGAGAACAGACCAAGCUCUUGAGCCAAAGGACUGAAAGUGAUAGGCAAAAGAAGAUCCAAUUUGGCCAGGAGGUUUCUCGUCUGGAAUCAGAUAUACUUAUGGAGAAGGAUAACAUUUAUGAAAAAGAGAGGACUAUCCGGGAACUCCAAUCCAGAAUCAACAGAGAAGAACUGAACAAUGAGACUCAGAUGAGAGAGACAAACCUCUCUACCAAGAUAUCUAUUCUGGAUCCAGAGACUGGUAAAGAUAUGUCACCCUACGAGGCUUAUAAAAGAGGCAUGAUAGAUAGAUGUCAGUAUAUCCAUUUGCAAGAACUGGAAUGUGAUUGGGAAGAAAUCACAACCCUGGGACCCAAUGGGGAUGUUUCUGUUCUUCUUGACAAAAAGAGUGGAAAACAGUACUCCAUUGAUGAUGCUCUGCGGUUCAAAAGGAUUACAAAAGAAGAAUACCAACUCUACAAGGCAGGCAAAAUCCCUAUCUCUGAGUUUGCUCUACUUGUAGCAGGAGAAAGUAAGCAGAAUGCAUCCCUUUCCAUAGGUUCAAUCAUUUCCAAGUCUCCAAUUUCAUCCCCUGUUUUUGAACAAAAGCAAACCUUCUUCUCUUCUGGUCCACAGAUGGCUUUCUGUGAUGAUACUUUUCCUAUUGCUGGAGUGUAUGACACAACCUAUGACAACAAGUACAACGUUAAGUCUGCACUUAGUAAGAAAUUGGUGGAUCCAAUGACAGCCCAAAAGCUUUUAGAGGCACAAGCUGCUACUGGAGGCAUAGUUGAUUUUAUCUCAAGAGAUCGCUACUCUGUCCACAAAGCCCUUGAUAAAGGACUGAUUGAUAAUACUUAUAUGCAGAGGUUGUUGAAUGCUCAGAAGGCUUUCACAGGGAUUGAAGACCCUGUCACCAAGAGAAGACUGGCUGUAGGAGAAGCAGUUCAGAAAGGAUGGAUAACUCAAGAUAACGCCUUUCCUUAUUUGCAAGUCCAACACCUAACGGGAGGACUAAUAGAUCCUAAGAAAACAGGCCGUAUCCCAAUAUCAGAAGCUAUCCAGACAGGCCUGAUUAGUAGUGACCUGGCUACAUUGCUACAAGAUGAAUCUAAUUAUGAAAAAGAUCUUGUUGAUCCUAUCAGCAAAGAGAAGAUUCAUUAUAAGGAGGCCAUGAUUCGUUGCCAGAAAGAUCCUUUAAGUGGGCUCCUCCUCCUCCCAGCUACCUCUGAAGGAUAUCAGUCAACAAUCCAUUCAGCUACUUUGCCCCACUUCAGGCACUAAGCAAGGCAGUAUAAUUUCAAAUUUGUAAAAAGUCUGAAAUGCUUUUAAUCCACAAGAGAAUUCACUCGUUGCCAUGUUCAGAUGAACAAAGUGUCUGGUAAUUAUAAAUAGCUGUGUAGUAUGUUAUAUAGCUGGACUUAUUUCAUUAUACCAAGUUAGCAGCACUUCAUAAAGAAGCAUUUCCCAAAGUAGAAGGGAUCUAAUAUGGGAGUUAGUACAGAAUCUAUUUUAGGGAAUAAAGGGGUUUUUGAAAUAGAAAAAAGUUCAAAAUGCUUAGGAAAUAGCUCCUUCCUGUAUAAAGUCUAAAAGGGAUGUAUGUCACAACACUUGGAGUUUAAAGAUCAUGCAUGCAAAUAAAAGUUAAAAGACUG
Protobothrops mucrosquamatus (brown spotted pit viper) is the source of this 6395-nucleotide messenger RNA. RefSeq names its product envoplakin (gene EVPL). The record is from RefSeq and is a predicted model, not a curated record. Gene Ontology annotation, cellular component: cytoskeleton; membrane; cytoplasm. Gene Ontology annotation, biological process: intermediate filament cytoskeleton organization; wound healing. Gene Ontology annotation, molecular function: cadherin binding; structural molecule activity. NCBI's taxonomy places the organism in Eukaryota, Metazoa, Chordata, Lepidosauria, Squamata, Viperidae.